AUGGAAGAGGUGAAAUUGACAUUUAUUUUAUUAGAGGUGCCUUGGAAGGUUAUCAACUGUGACGUUGGUCCUAUUGAUGAUAUUUUAGUUACUGGAGAGUUUGAUGGUUGGCGUGCGGUCCAGUAUCAUCUGGAGCUUGGUAUGGAUGGUGUUUACAGAAGCAAAAUUCCAGUUUUAGAGGAUCACAAGGAUGUUAUUUUUAAGUUUCAAAUUAAUGGUAAUUUUUGGACAACUUUGUCUUCUUUUGAAACUAUUUGGGAUAACGAAGGCCAUUUGAAUAAUAUUCUAUCCUAUAAGGAUUGUAAAUUUAUUUCUGAGAAUGACAUCGAUGAGAAUGUUACUAUAAAUGAAAUGGGAUCCACUUUGGAUUGUAGGGAAAUGUCCGAAAGUACAGUAAGCCAUGCUCCACAUUCUACGGCAGUAGAAGAGAAUACCCUUCACAAGGUAAUAUUUAGUCCUCGGAUUACAACAGUGGAUCUGGAUGAGUCGAAAGAUGAUUAUAUUAACGUAUCAUCCAAUGGAGAAUUGAGCAGCAUUGAAAAUUUAGAAUUGGAUAUGAAUGAAAUGGAGGAAAACGUUGAAAGUACGUUGCAAUUUACAAAUAGAAAUGAAUUUUCCACGGAUUAUAAACCGUUAUUCAAUCUAGUGACUGUCACCAAGAAGAUGAGAACAUUUUUGAAUAAAUGA
Molecule: messenger RNA, 687 nt
Organism: Vanderwaltozyma polyspora DSM 70294
Lineage: Eukaryota; Fungi; Ascomycota; Saccharomycetes; Saccharomycetales; Saccharomycetaceae
Gene: ATG45
Product: Atg45p
Exons: 1
Coding region: 1-687 (228 amino acids)
Source: RefSeq, a predicted model, not a curated record